AUGACAAGUCAAACCGCUUAUAAAGAUCGCAAUUUUAUAGCUGUAAUAGGUGACGAGGACUCAGUUACAGGACUUUUAUUAGCUGGUAUAGGUCACGUCGAAGGUGCUAAAAAGAAUUUUUUAGUUGUUGAUUCUAAAGAAACCUUUAUUGAGUUUACUAAAAGAAAAGAUAUCGCUAUCGUACUUAUUAAUCAACACAUCGCCGAAGAUAUUCGUCAGUUGGUAGAUGAUCAUGAUCAAGCCUUUCCAACUGUAUUAGAAAUUCCAUCUAAAGAUCAUCAAUAUGAUCCGGAAAAAGAUAGCGUUUUGAAACGUGUACAACGUCUUUUUGGAGAAUGA
Diversispora eburnea is the source of this 339-nucleotide messenger RNA. Lineage: Eukaryota; Fungi; Glomeromycota; Glomeromycetes; Diversisporales; Diversisporaceae. The record is from the annotation of a GenBank genome assembly.